Truncatella angustata is the source of this 1179-nucleotide messenger RNA. RefSeq names its product mannitol-1-phosphate 5-dehydrogenase. Gene Ontology annotation, molecular function: mannitol-1-phosphate 5-dehydrogenase activity. The record is from RefSeq and is a predicted model, not a curated record. Gene Ontology annotation, biological process: mannitol catabolic process. The transcript has a single exon. Lineage: Eukaryota; Fungi; Ascomycota; Sordariomycetes; Amphisphaeriales; Sporocadaceae. Bases 1 to 1179 code for a protein of 392 amino acids. Gene Ontology annotation, cellular component: cytosol.
AUGGGCAAGAAGGCUGUUCACUUCGGUUCCGGCAACAUCGGCCGCGGCUUUGUUGCGUGUUUCUUGCACGAGUCCGGCUAUGAGGUCGUCUUCGCCGAUGUUGUCGACAAGCUUGUUGACUCGAUAAAUGCCAGCAAGGAGUACCACGUCAUCGAGGUCGGUACGGAGGGUGUCGACAAGCACACCAUCACCAACUACCGCGCCAUCAACUCCAAGACGCAUGAAUCUGAGCUUGUCGAUGAGAUCGCAACUGCUGAUGUUAUCACUUGCUCUGUUGGCCCCAACAUUCUCAAGUUCAUCGCACCCGUCAUCGCCAAGGGUGUUGACAAGCGAUCGUCCGAUCUCAAGCCUCUUGCCAUCAUUGCUUGCGAGAAUAUGAUCGGGGCCACCGAUGCCCUCGCUGAGCACAUUAAAGACCCCAAGAAUACCCCAUCACACCGUCUAGAAGACAUGCACACACGAGCCCGUUACGCCAACUCGGCUAUUGACCGAAUUGUACCCGCUCAGGACCCUGAUGCUGGCCUCGAUGUUACCCUGGAGAAGUUCUACGAGUGGGUCGUCGAGCAAACUCCCUUCGAGGGAGGCCACCACCCCGAGAUCCAGGGCAUCAAGUGGGUCGACAACCUGCUGCCUUACAUUGAGCGUAAGCUCUACACUGUCAACACUGGCCAUGCCACUGCUGCCUACCACGGAUACAAUCGACAGAAGAAGACUGUCGACGAUGCUCUGAGAGACAAGGAGAUCAAGGACGAGGUCACUGCUGCUCUCGAGGAGAGCAGCAAGUUGAUUGUGGAGAAGCACGGAAUCGACGAGGAGGAGCAGAAGGCUUACCGGGAGAAGAUCAUCAAGCGUAUCAGCAAUCCUCAUUUGGCUGAUGCCGUUGAGCGUGUUGGUCGUGCUCCUAUUCGUAAGCUCGGCCGCAAGGAGCGUUUCAUUGGUCCUGCCGCCGAACUUGCUGAGAAGGGCCACAAGGUCGAGGCUCUCAUGUUUGCUGCCGAGAUGACUUUCCGCUUCCAGAACGUCGAGGGCGAUGAAGAAAGUGCUGAGCUCGCCAAGAUCAUGGCUGAACACAGUGCCGAAGAGGUUGUCAUCAAGAUCUGUGGCUUGCAAUCAUCCGACAAGCUCUGGCCCCAGGUUGUGGAGGUUGUCAAGCGAGUCCAGGCUGACAGCAGCGAUUGA